AUGGACACGUCUGCUGCCCUGCUCCUGCUGCUCGCUCUGGAAUUCUGCUGCCCUGGGAUUUACGGCCAGUCACUUGAGAUAAAGGUCAGGUCUCCCAGGGACAUCACCCAGCUCCAGGUGGGACAGAGGCUGGAGCUGGAGUGUCAGACUCACAAGAACAGUGGUGCAUUCUGGAUCCGCCAGGACAAGAGGAGAACCCUUCACUUCAUUGUCUUCAUCAAUUCCGUGUCCCGGACCACAUUUGGGAAUCAGGGAACAGCCACACGCUUUGACACGAGCAAACACAACACAGUCUAUAAUUUGGUAGUGAAAUCUUUCACACCACAGGAUGAGGGGAGCUAUUUCUGUGUGGUGAAUUACAACCAAAGGCUGCUCUUCAGCCCCGUCCAGCCUGCCUUCUUAUCAGCCACCACAGCAGCACCCACCACAUGUGAGCCCACUACCACGGGUGGCAGAACUGAGGACCCCAACCUCAAAACUCCAGAGUCAGAGAGAAGAAUGCAGGAAAGCCUGAAUUUCUUCUGUCACAUCUUCAUCUGGAUCCCCUUGGCAGGUGCCUGUGUCCUGCUCCUCAUUGCCCUGGUGAUCACCCUCGUGCUGUGCCAACAAACCAGAAGACGAAGAUGCAGGUGUAAGAGACCUGCAAAUGGGAAGCCCCCCACAAAACCCAGGACACCAAACUAA
Cinclus cinclus is the source of this 684-nucleotide messenger RNA. Its product is annotated as T-cell surface glycoprotein CD8 alpha chain-like. Lineage: Eukaryota; Metazoa; Chordata; Aves; Passeriformes; Cinclidae. The transcript has 6 exons. The record is from RefSeq and is a predicted model, not a curated record. Bases 1 to 684 code for a protein of 227 amino acids.